Messenger RNA from Emys orbicularis (European pond turtle), 1675 nucleotides. RefSeq names its product glycosyltransferase like domain containing 1 (gene QTMAN). NCBI's taxonomy places the organism in Eukaryota, Metazoa, Chordata, Testudines, Emydidae. The coding region runs from base 278 to 1675 and encodes 465 amino acids. The record is from RefSeq and is a predicted model, not a curated record. The transcript has 12 exons. Gene Ontology annotation, molecular function: glycosyltransferase activity.
CGCUGCCGCCGCCGGCCUCCAGGCGGGAUUGAGGAGGAGCUCUAAAAAGACGAAGAAAGAUCUUCUCAUUUCCAGAGUAACUGGAGACUGCACUUUUGCCUGCAUCUUAUUCCGCCUUUCCCCAAGUGAAAUAAACUAUACAGUUUUGCCUGUAUAACUGCUUCUCCAGUAGAAAACCAGAAGUGGAAGAAAAUGAAGUAUUUUUGUGUUCAUGCUUUGCAUAUACCAAAACUGAAACAAAUUUUAGAAUCCAAGAAGAUUUGAAAAACGUGCAAGUAUGAGUAUUCUUCUAAUUGAAGCUUUUUAUGGUGGUUCCCACAAGCAGCUGGCAGAUCUUCUACAGGAGGAGAUAGAAGAAUGUGUCCUUUACACACUCCCAGCAAAGAAAUGGCACUGGAGAGCACGGACUGCUGCCCUUUAUUUCAUGCAAACAGUGCCAGCUAAUGCUAAUUACAGGAUCCUCUUUGCAAGCUCAGUGCUUAACCUGACUGAACUUAUUGCCCUUCGGCCUGACCUUGGCAAAUUGAAAAAGGUCCUUUACUUCCAUGAGAACCAGUUGGCAUAUCCUGUACAGAAGUGCCAGGAAAGAGAUUUCCAAUAUGGAUACAACCAGAUUCUUUCAUGUUUGGUUGCUGAUAUUGUGGUGUUCAACUCUGCUUUCAAUAUGGAAUCAUUUCUUACAUCUAUUGGAAAAUUUCUGAAGCUGAUUCCUGACCACAGGCCUAAGGAUCUGGAAAAAAUAAUCAGACCAAAGUGCCAAGUUCUUCACUUUCCAAUCAGGUUUCCUGAUGUGAGCAGAUUCAUGCCGGAGCACAAACUGGCCCAUUUGGAGAAGAUAACUGGUUUUAGAGGAAAUGAAGAUACUUAUCUAUUUAGGUGUCUGCCUUUCCAACAGAAGUAUAGAGCCACUGGGAGUUUAAUGAAAACCAGCAGCUCAAGUCCUGAGUCUGGACUUUGUGAAGCACAGUCUGGACUUUGUACCACACAACAAGAAAGACUACAAUACCCAUUAACAUCACUAGAGAAACUGAACAAGUCUAAAGCAUCAGAAAGUACAAAUCAAGAAGUGCCUUGUCAAGAAGAUAAGCAACAUGUGACUUUUAACCCUUGUAAUCUCUUGAGUGGAACGGACUAUCAGCAAAGACCUUUGCACAUUGUCUGGCCUCACAGGUGGGAACAUGAUAAAGACCCUGAGAGUUUCUUUAAAGUAUUGCUGAAACUUAAAGAGAUGGACCUACCUUUUCAUAUGUCUGUCCUUGGAGAGACCUUCACUGAUGUACCAGAUAUAUUUUCAGAGGCCAAAAAGGCAUUGGAAUCUUCUGUCUUGCACUGGGGCUACUUACCUAGCAAAGAUGACUAUUUCCAAGCUCUGUGCAUGGCUGAUGUUGUGAUCUCAACAGCUAAACAUGAAUUCUUUGGAGUGGCAAUGAUAGAAGCUGUAUAUUGUGGUUGUUAUCCACUAUGUCCUAACGCUUUGGUGUAUCCAGAAAUAUUUCCAGCUGAAUAUCUGUAUUCUACACCUGAACAGCUUUUAAAAAGGCUUCAAAAUUUCUGCAAGAGACCAGAUAUUGUAAGGAAACAUCUCUAUAAGGGUGAGAUGGAUCAGUUUUCUUGGGCAGCACUACGUGGUAAAUUCAGGUCUCUGCUCACAACAGAACCUAGGGAAGAUUUGUGA